This is a messenger RNA of Nycticebus coucang (slow loris), 1360 nucleotides long. RefSeq names its product NHP2 ribonucleoprotein (gene NHP2). NCBI's taxonomy places the organism in Eukaryota, Metazoa, Chordata, Mammalia, Primates, Lorisidae. The coding region runs from base 77 to 538 and encodes 153 amino acids. Gene Ontology annotation, cellular component: nucleolus; box H/ACA snoRNP complex. Gene Ontology annotation, biological process: snRNA pseudouridine synthesis; rRNA pseudouridine synthesis. The transcript is spliced from 4 exons. Gene Ontology annotation, molecular function: box H/ACA snoRNA binding. The record is from RefSeq and is a predicted model, not a curated record.
GGACCCGGAAGUAGUUCCAAAAGCGGCCGGUCGCGUGGACUUACCUCUCGGGGGCUUGCUUGCCGCGGCCACUGUAAUGACCAAAAUAAAGGCAGAACUAGACGGGCAGGAGGCUCCGGCAGAGGCAUGUUGCGGGGAGCGCACUUACCAGGAGCUGCUGGUGAAUCUUAACCCCAUCGCGCAACCCCUGGCUUCUCGCCGCCUCACGCGGAAGCUCUACAAAUGCAUCAAGAAAGCCGUGAAGCAGAAGCAGAUUCGGCGCGGGGUGAAGGAGGUUCAGAAGUUUGUCAACAAAGGCGAGAAGGGGAUCAUGGUUUUGGCAGGAGACACAUUGCCCAUUGAAGUAUACUGCCAUCUCCCAGUCAUGUGUGAGGACCGGAAUUUGCCCUAUAUCUACAUCCCCUCCAAAACGGACCUGGGUGCAGCUGCAGGCUCCAAGCGCCCCACCUGUGUAAUAAUGGUCAAGCCCCACGAGGAAUACCAGGAGGCCUAUGAUGAGUGCCUGGAGGAGGUGCAGGCCCUGCCCUCACCCCUGUGAGGGACUUAGGCAGCACCCUGGGCACCUGCUUCGGAAGCUGCUAGGCUGGUGGCAGGCUGACUGGCUGCCCUCCCGUUGCCCACACUGGCAGCAUCUCCCUGGCUCUCCGAGGCACAUGAUGUUCUCAGGCAGCUCCAGCAGUUCUUUCAUGAAGGUAACACAGCAUUUCUCCAUCAGUGCUGUUUCCUGUUGAGCUUAAGUGAAGACAGUUCCAAGAAUGUGGAGUGAGGAAGUAAACACUAAGUCUAAAUGUGGUGAGUCUGUGGUUUUUUUUUAAGCAGCAGCAGCUGCUGAUGGGGCCAAGGAGUUGGUGUGCAGGAAGAAUAGAAGUAAGCUUUCUCACUGGGAGAACCUGAAGGACUGUAGUGUGCAGUGCUAAUGCUGUGCCAUCCAGGGUCGUGCUUGGGCUCCAGCUGAGAACUAAUUCUCCUGCUUACCCCAGGGCUUUCAACUCCCGCUUUGGGGUUAGGUGGGGGCUGUCAGAUAAAGUUAGCAGGGCCCAAACCCACUUCAUGGAAGCCUGUAAUCCCCAGGUCUUUUUUUCUUCCCCCAGAGGCCUUAAAUACCACUAUGGAGCUGUCGCCCUGGGUAGAGUACUGUGGUAUCACAGCUCACAGCAACCUCCAACUCCUGGGCUCAAGCGAUUCUCCUGCCUCCGCCUCCCGAGUAGCUGGGACUACAGGUGCCUGCCACAACAUCUGGCUAUUUUUUGGUUGCAGCCGUCGUUGUUGUUUGGUGGGCUGGGGCUAGAUUCGAACCCGCCAGCUCAGGUGUAUGUGGCUGGCGCUUUAGCCACUUGAGCCACGGGCACUGAACCUAAAU